UGCCCAGUAGCUUUCUGGUGGCCAUCAGCAGAAAAUGAGAGCCGUGCCCUCUUCCAGAUGACCCUCCAGUUGGACUACAACAAUUUCCUGCUCAUGAGGAACAAUUUACUCCUCUUCAGUGUGCCCCCUUCCCUGUCAGUAUUGCCAGUCUACGGAGUUCAGGCCGAGGGGAGGCUGGCACCCACUGACCAUGUUUAUUUACCUCUGAUGGUGGCCAACCUGCUGGAGACUAUCUUCAUCACCUAUCUGCUAUACCUGGCCACCCUCAGCUCCCAUCUCCCAGCUCUGAGUUUCCAUCCUCCCACAGGUCUGAGGUUGCCAAGUGAGUACCCUAAAUUAGUAAGGGCCCAGAGGGAGCUGGAGGCUCAGAAGCAGCCCUUGGUGGGGCUGUGGGUGCAGUUCAGACACCUGAUAGACACCCUACCUCUGGACCUGCUUUUCCUGGUCUCCUCUGUCAUCACCAGCAUUGUCUUCUGGAAGACCUAG
Nannospalax galili (Upper Galilee mountains blind mole rat) is the source of this 486-nucleotide messenger RNA. Its product is annotated as 5-hydroxytryptamine receptor 3C. Lineage: Eukaryota; Metazoa; Chordata; Mammalia; Rodentia; Spalacidae. The record is from RefSeq and is a predicted model, not a curated record.